Molecule: messenger RNA, 1519 nt
Organism: Cajanus cajan (pigeon pea)
Lineage: Eukaryota; Viridiplantae; Streptophyta; Magnoliopsida; Fabales; Fabaceae
Gene: TTG1
Product: Transducin/WD40 repeat-like superfamily protein
Molecular function (GO): protein binding
Source: RefSeq, a predicted model, not a curated record
UCUGGUACGCCACAACACGCCCAAAUCUAACGCCCCUCACGUGAGACUUUUUCCGAACUAAAACUUACCACGUUCCACUUUCUUCCACACACUGUAUAUAUCUCAUCGUCAUAGUCAUCGUCAUCGUCAUCUGGCAUUGACCCAGCAAACAGAAGAUGGAGCAGUCGACCCAGGAAUCCCACCUCGGAUCGGAGAACUGGGUAACCUACGAGUCCCCGUACCCAAUCUACGGCAUGGCGUUCUCCCCGACACACCCCCACCGCAUGGCCCUGGGAAGCUUCAUAGAGGAGUACACAAACAGAGUGGACAUCCUCAGCUUCCACGCGGAAACCCUCUCCCUAACGCCCCACCCGGGCCUCUCCUUCGACCACCCCUACCCGCCCACCAAGCUCAUGUUCCACCCCUCCUCGCCGGACCUCCUCGCCACCUCCGGCGACUUCCUCCGCCUCUGGGAGCUCCGCGAGGCCUCCGUGGACGCCCUCUCGCUCUUCAACAACUCCAAGAGCAGCGAGUACUGCGCCCCCCUCACCUCCUUCGACUGGAACCACCUGGACCCCAACCGCAUCGCCACCUCCAGCAUCGACACCACCUGCACCAUCUGGGACAUCCAGCGCUCCCUCGUCGAGACCCAGCUCAUCGCCCACGACAAGGAGGUCUACGACAUCGCCUGGGGCGAGGCCCGCGUCUUCGCCUCCGUCUCCGCCGACGGCUCCGUCCGCAUCUUCGACCUCCGCGACAAGGAGCACUCCACCAUCAUCUACGAGAGCCCCCACCCCGACACCCCUUUGCUCCGUUUGGCUUGGAACAAACAGGACCUUCGCUACAUGGCCACCAUCCUCAUGGAUAGUAAUAAAGUUGUCAUCUUGGACAUUCGCUCCCCCACCACCCCCGUCGCCCAGUUGGAUAGGCAUCGUGGCUGCGUCAACGCCAUUGCUUGGGCCCCUCAUAGCUCCACCCAUAUUUGUUCCGCUGGAGAUGACUCUCAGGCUCUCAUUUGGGAAUUGCCCACUUUGGCUUCUCCUUCUGGGAUUGAUCCCUUGUGCAUGUACUCUGCUGCCUCUGAAAUUAACCAGUUGCAGUGGUCUGCCACCCACCCUGAUUGGAUCGCCAUUGCUUUUGCCAACAAGAUGCAGCUUUUGAAAGUUUGAGCUCACCACGUUCAAUCGUUCAUAGACAGGACUCGCUUCUCACUUGUUCUUUUUCCCUACUCUGUUUCGGCUAAUUAGUUAGUCUUAUAUAUUCUGUUUUGUAAUUGCCCUCACCUUUUACUUGUAGUGAAAUCGGUCUUCAACGUGUAUUUCACCCACUAAUGCAAUUGUCUGGAAAUCUGUUGUGAAGUGAGACUUCCAUGUUUAUGAUGUGGAAGCCUUAGUUAUUAGCUUCUUAGUAAAAGUAAAGAAAAAUCACAACUGGGAUUUGGAACCAAACACGUGCUUGGUCUUCAAUUUGCUGGCUUCCCGGCCAGAUGAUAGUUGUAAAAUGUUGUUCAAUGUAUGUCUUUAUGAUUUAUUGCUAUUAA